Molecule: messenger RNA, 2643 nt
Organism: Scylla paramamosain (green mud crab)
Lineage: Eukaryota; Metazoa; Arthropoda; Malacostraca; Decapoda; Portunidae
Product: protein cycle-like
Exons: 14
Coding region: 262-2277 (671 amino acids)
Biological process (GO): regulation of transcription by RNA polymerase II
Cellular component (GO): cytoplasm; nucleus; aryl hydrocarbon receptor complex
Molecular function (GO): protein dimerization activity; DNA-binding transcription factor activity, RNA polymerase II-specific; RNA polymerase II cis-regulatory region sequence-specific DNA binding
Source: RefSeq, a predicted model, not a curated record
CUUUUUAAGAGACUGAGAGCAGCUGACUGAGGGAUUUGUUUUGCUCUGUCCCUUAGUCUCCCUACGAGUUAUAUCUACCAUGUGAUGAGCUAUGCCAGUCCCGUCUGUGGAUAGAUAAGCAACCAUCCAUUUAAUCUUCUAUGCUCAGUCUCAGGGAAGCUCAAGGUACAGAAGGAAGGACAGCCAAGGCCGCUCUAGUGUCACCUGUGUGCGUGGGAGUUAUUAGCCCUCAUGCAUGUGUAGGAGGUGACAGCCACCAGGAUGUUUGGCCUGGGGAACUUUGACUACCCCAAGUACCGAUCUGAGUGCAGCUCCAUCGCCUCCUUUUCCUCCGACAAUGGCUCCAAGAAGCGCCGCGGCUCCUUCUUGGACAGUAAUGAUGAUGAGGGCGAGUCCAUCAAGAUCCCUCGUACAUCUGGGGAGUGGAGCAAGAGGCAGAACCACAGUGAGAUUGAGAAGAGGCGGCGGGACAAGAUGAACACGUACAUCAUGGAGCUGAGCAGCAUCAUCCCUGUGUGCACCUCCCGCAAGCUGGACAAGUUGACAGUGCUGCGGAUGGCGGUGCAGCACAUGAAGAUGCUGCGUGGCUCCCUCAACUCCUACACCGAAGGGCACUACAAGCCGGCCUUCCUCUCUGACGACGAGCUCAAGAAUCUGAUCCUCCAGCCUCUUCAGGCCGCUGAUGGGUUCCUCUUUGUGGUGGGGUGUGACCGCGGCAGGAUCCUCUAUGUGUCCGAGUCUGUCUACCAGACACUUCACUACACUCAGGGAGAGCUGCUGGGGACGAGCUGGUUUGACAUCCUGCACCCCAAAGACUUGACCAAGGUGAAGGAGCAGCUGUCCUGCUCAGACAUCAGCCGCAGGGAGAGGCUUGUUGAUGCCAAAACACUCCUGCCGGUGAAGACAGACGUGCCCCAGGGCCUCACCAAGCUGUGCCCGGGAUCACGGCGGGCAUUCUUCUGCCGCAUGAGGUGCAAGUCAGCGCCAGUACUGAAGGAAGAGGCGGACUCCUCCACGGGCUGCCCCAAGAAGAAGUCCAAGUCACAGAGCUCAGAUAAGAAGUACAGUGUGAUCCACUUUACUGGCUACCUCAAGUCCUGGGCGCCCACCAAGGACCCCCUGGAGGAGGACUCAGGCAGUGACUCGGAAUCCUGUAACCUGUCCUGUUUGGUGGCAGUGGGCAGGGUGCACCAGCCCCUCCUGGCCUCGGGGGCACAGGAGGCUGCAAGGUUUGGCCGCACUGUUCCGCCACAGUCCAUUGACUUCAUUUCCAAGCACACCAGUGAUGGCAAGUUCGUCUUCAUUGACCAAAGAGCCUCACUACUGUUAGGGUGGCUGCCUCAGGAGCUGCUAGGGUCCAGCAUGUAUGAGUACUUCCACCAGGACGACAUUCCCUUCCUUGCCGAGACGCAUCGCUCCACCCUUCAGUCCUCAGAGAGCUGCAACACACAGGUGUACAGGUUCCGUACCAAGGAGGGCUCCUUCGUGCGGCUGCAGAGUGUGUGGUGGACCUUCAAGAACCCCUGGACCAAGGACAUUGAGUACAUCAUCUCCAAGAACAGUGUUGUCACGUCCGAGGCAGGGCUGGUGGAGAGCUCAAUGGCCAAUGAGGCAGUGUCACAAUCCUUCAACAGCUUCAAUGAAUUCCUGAGUUCACCUGACACACCACCACCAGGCAGCGCAGGUUCCUCCAAUACCAACAACAGACUCAUUGGGGGAGGCAUGCACGCUGGGAAGAUUGGCCGGCAGAUAGCGGACGAGGUUCUGGACAGCCAACGCAGGAAUGACUCAGCCUCCAACAGUCCUGUGUCACCCUUCGAAGGCAUCCUGGGCUCUGGGGCUUCCGACCGCUCCUUCGCUGCCCUCCUGCGCUCUGACAUGACAGCACAUAGGAGUAAUGUCAAGAACAACGUCCUUCUGAGCAGCAACACCAGCAGCUGUUCCGGCAGUGACACUAGCAGAGGGCCACAGCUCAACAACACCACCACCACCACCACUGCCAACAACAACCAUCACCACAACCACAACAACCAUCACACCAACAAUACCAUACCUGCCUCUGACCGCACCACCAACUUCAACCACAACAACAACCACAGGCAGCUAGUGUCCAACGAGGGGGACCUGAUGGAUGUGGUGAGUGGGCGCGACAUGGAGACAGAUGGGACAAGCGACUCAGACGAGGCAGCCAUGGCAGUCAUCAUGAGUCUCCUAGAGGCUGAUGCAGGUCUGGGAGGGCCAGUUGACUUCUCUCACCUCCCCUGGCCUUUACCAUGAAGGACACUAGCUACAUCACAUUUGCCCUUCCCAUUCAGUAAGGUCUUUGUUGUAUCUGUGUCCUCCCAGUGUCAUGUUCCUCUCUCCUGCUGUGGCAUAGAGGCAUUGCAGUCCUGGCCGUUGCAGGGCCGUCUGGUGGCUGGUGAGUGCUCUGUGAUGCGGUGGUCUGCAGGAGGGGUCUGUGGCUCUCUGGGGGACGUCACCCAUUGAGGACUUUCAGUAGUGGAGUACAAAUUUCCAAUCAUGUAUGGGAUUUUCUCAUCCUUUUCUUGUACUGCAAUGCCAUCCAGUGAAUAGCUGUCUACUACUUUGUAAGACCACUUUAAAGAUUUAUGACUUUUCUUAAAAUAGGAAAAAAAAAACAAA